This is a messenger RNA of Encephalitozoon hellem ATCC 50504, 993 nucleotides long. Its product is annotated as GTPase activating protein. The transcript has a single exon. The record is from RefSeq and is a predicted model, not a curated record. Bases 1 to 993 code for a protein of 330 amino acids. Gene Ontology annotation, molecular function: GTPase activator activity. NCBI's taxonomy places the organism in Eukaryota, Fungi, Microsporidia, Unikaryonidae. Gene Ontology annotation, biological process: activation of GTPase activity.
AUGAAGGACUCGCCGAACAAUAAAGUCUUCGGCGAGAGUAUUAUCGACGAGAAGUUGGUGAGGAAGUUAUGUUUUGGAGGUGUGUGCAGUGAUUACAGAUGUGUCGCAUGGAGAAUUAUCUUCCAGGUUGUUGGGUUGAGGAGGCAAUCACAUGCAAAUGAGAUUGAGACUAGGCAAAGAAAAUACAUGGGAAUGGCUGCAAAGAUGGGGUGCUCUUGGCCGACAGAUAAGGAUAAGUACUCUGUGAACGAGAUAAUAGAUAAAGAUUGCCUUACAAGGCCAAACGGGACAUAUCAUUAUGGCAAUAUUAGACUUCACGAAAAGAUAGCACACCAGAUCGAUCUUGACAUAAAAAGAAUAGAUCCCAGGUACAAAACUUACGCAGAUGUAGACAUAUCAUACAUGUACUAUCACAUACUAUGGCUGAUUGCACAGAGAAGACCACAGCUUGGAUAUGUGCAGGGAAUGGCUGAUAUUUUAGUUCCAUUUGUCCUUGUUUUUUCGCAUGAGAAUAUUGAGAAGGCUGAAAGUAGCACCUACUUCUGUUAUUCGCGUCUACUGGAUGAGAUACAGCAUAACAUAAUAGAGCUCCAAGCGGGAAUGAUUAAGGGGAUGGAUCUUAUUUUGCAGACUGUGGAUCCAGAUUUCCACAAAUUUCUGAAAGAUAUCGGAUUGGAAAUACACAUGUUUGCAUUCAGAUGGUUUAAUUGUUUUUUUACUCGAGAAUUUAAGAUGCCUGUGCUACUUAAGGUUUUGGACACCAUUUUUGCUUCUGAUAACAUUAGCGAAUCUCUGUUGUAUUUUGGGGUAGCUCUUCUGAUGAGGCUCAAGCCGGUUCUGAUUGAAAACAACUUUUCCUACAACAUUCUGUUCUUACAGAGUAUAUACGAACGGGAGUGGGAGGAGGCUGAAAUAGAGUUGGUUUUGUCAUCGGCAAAGUUUUAUAGAAAAGUGACUUCUAGACAAUUGAUCUGGUCCCGGUUUUGGGACUGA